AUGGGGGACUUCAUUCAUGACCAUGAGGACUAUAUGGUGACAGUUCCCUUCUCGCAGCGUCCAGUCAUCAUUCUAGGUGUAGGAAUCAUUGGAUGUGCAGCUGCACGACAACUCCUCCUGAGCGGCUUUCAUGUUGUGGUUGUCGCUGAAUUCUUACCAGGAGAUCAGGACAUUUUCUAUGCCUCCGCUUGGGCCGGGGCAGCAUGGCACGCUGCAGGCGGCAUCAGCCAUGAGUAUCGUUGCCUGCAGGCUGUCACGCAUAGACAUUUGUCGAAAAUGGCUCAGGAAGAGGCCGAGUCAGGUGUUUGUCUUGUGAAUGCGCGAGAGUAUCUCGAGCAAGCCCCGUCUGAGAACUCGUCUCUCUGGGGCAAGAGCGUAGUAUCUAAUUUUCGUGAACUCAAACCGGGCGAAUAUCCUUCAAGCUUCAAUUGCGGCUGGUCCUACGACACUCUUGUGACGGAUCCUACUCGCCAUAUGCCGUAUCUCGGGAAACAGAUCACUGCGCUUGGCGGCCAGAUCAUUCGCAAGCGUGUGGAGUCCUUGCAGGAACUAUAUGAUAUGUUCCCCGAAUCAAGUGUCUUUAUCAACGCCAGCGGAUUGGGUAGCAGGACUCUUAAAGACGUGCAAGAUGAAAGGUGCUUUCCUGAACGAGGUCAGAACGUGUUCUACCGAACCGAUGAAUGUCGACAGAUGUACUUUCGCAAUGGGAAGGAAUACACCUAUGUUAUUCCGCGUCCAUUGUCUCAGGGGGUGGUGCUGGGGGGCGUCAGGCAACAGGAGAACCUUUCUCCAGAGGUCGGCAUGGACAUCGCUCGCGACGAAAUCGCGCGCGCCCACCGUCUCGCACCAGACAUUGUCCCUGAGAAUCCGCCCGAACAUUCACUCAGCUACAUUAUCGGUAUCAGACCCUCGAGACAAGGCGGAUUUCGCUUGGACUCAGAGCAGAUUGGUCGCAGGACGGUCCUUUCCGCGUACGGAUUUGGGGGAGGUGGUUACGCAUUCUCAUAUGGUGUGGCUGAUGCCUUGGUGAAGAUGGUUGAGACGGCCGAGUGCGAACACAUUCUCUAG
This is a messenger RNA of Aspergillus clavatus NRRL 1, 1068 nucleotides long. Its product is annotated as FAD-dependent oxidoreductase. Lineage: Eukaryota; Fungi; Ascomycota; Eurotiomycetes; Eurotiales; Aspergillaceae. The coding region runs from base 1 to 1068 and encodes 355 amino acids. The record is from RefSeq and is a predicted model, not a curated record. Gene Ontology annotation, molecular function: D-amino-acid oxidase activity; FAD binding. The transcript has 3 exons.